AUCUUGACACUAAAGAUCAUGCUUUCACACAUUAAAGUUUGAAAAAAUAAACUUUUCAGUUGACCUCUAAUUAAAUUCUGCAAUACAUAAACCAGCUUCCUGAUCAUACAAUCAUCACCACUUCAAACUAAUUAACAAUGCCUUUCAAAAGCUUUAUGCUUUUACCUUUCCUGAUACUCGGUGUUCUAUCCGCAGAUUCCGUCUUGGAAGAUGAAGCAAACGCUUUAAAACAGUUCAAGAAUUUAAUCACUGAUGACCCAACUGAUGCACUCCUGGAUUGGAAUGCCGAUUCCAACCACCAUUGCAACUGGACUGGAAUCCAAUGCCAUAAUAUCACCAAACGUGUCGUUUCUAUUUCGAUUCAACAAACAUACCUCAAAGGCCAAAUCUCACCUUUUCUUGGAAACCUUUCCGGUCUCCAGGUUCUUGAUUUAUCUUAUAAUUUAUUCACUGGCAACAUUCCAUUCCAGUUGGGAUACUGCACACAACUUUCCAAGCUUAUUCUUUACACCAAUUCCCUCUCUGGUCCGAUUCCAUCAGAACUGGGAACACUACGGAAUCUGCAGACACUAGACUUGGGAAACAAUUCCAUCACUGGAAUCAUUCCAGGGAGUUUGUGUGAUUGCACUUCUUUGCUAGAACUUCAUCUCGAUUCCAACAGGCUUAACGGAACAAUCCCAGAUAGAAUUGGUAAUUUGGUCAAUCUUCAGUUUCUUGGAGCUUUUACAAAUCUUUUAGAAGGAUCGAUUCCUACAUCGGUUGGUCAACUAAAAGAGUUACAAGUGCUUAGUUUAGAUUCCAACAAGCUCAACGGUACAAUUCCAGAUACAAUUGGUGAUUUAGUCAGUCUUCAGUUUCUUAUAGCUUUUGAUAACCUUUUAGAAGGUUCAAUUCCUACCUCAGUUGGUAAACUGAAACAAUUACAAGUGCUUGCCUUGUAUCAAAACCAUAUAUCUGGUAUCAUUCCUACAGAGAUUGGAAACCUGUCAAGUUUACAACAACUUCUUUUGUUUGAUAACUCUCUCUCUGGAGAGCUUCCGACUUCGAUUGGUCAUUUGACAGAGCUCCAAACUAUUGAUAUAUGCCAAAACCAGCUUUCUGGUAUCAUUCCGACAGAGAUUGGGAAUUUGUCAAGAUUACAAACUCUUCAGUUAUUUGAAAAUUUUCUUUCGGGACAAAUACCAAGUGAAAUUGGUCGUUGCAAAAAUCUCACUCUUUUGAAUCUAUACACGAACAAGCUCACUGGAAGCAUUCCCGGUGAGAUCGGAAAUCUUCAGGAAUUAGAAUUCUUGCGGUUAUACAAUAAUCAACUGAAUUCCACAAUCCCAAGAACGUUGUUUCAGUUGAAAUCAUUAAUUAAUUUGCAACUGUCGCAGAAUAAUCUAAGCGGGAAUGUUUCUUCAGAGAUUUCUUCACUGGAAUCCCUGAAGAGAUUGACCCUUCAUAAUAACAAGUUUACUGGUGAAAUUCCAGCAUCAAUAACCAGGUUAGUCAAUUUGAAUAUCUUGACAUUGAGCUCAAACUUUCUCACAGGACCAAUUCCUUCAAGCAUUGGCUCUCUUUAUAAUCUCCAAACGCUGACGAUGCAGCAUAAUUCUUUUUUCGGGCCAAUCCCACGAGAAACUGGAAACUUAACUAGUUUGGUGGUGUUAGAUCUUGGGCAAAACCAACUUUCAGGCACCAUCCCUAUAGAAAUCUCAAAAAUUUCUUCUCUUCAACGCCUUUCAGUUGGUGAUAAUAAUCUAGAAGGUCGGAUUCCUGAUAAACUUUUUGAGCUUAAACAGCUCACUGAACUCUACUUGAUGAACAACAAAUUUGAGGGUACAAUUCUGAAUUCUGUUUCAAGGCUCAAGAUGCUUUCUCUGUUGGAUCUCAGCAGAAACAGGUUUAACGGGUCAAUUGAGGAGGGUAUGACAAAACUGAACCGGUUGCUUUCAAUAGACCUGUCUCACAACUUUUUCGCUGGAUCGAUUUCACGGACAGUGAUUUCAAGUAUGAAGAAUAUGCAGAUAUAUCUCAAUUUCUCAAACAAUUUUCUUACAGGAACUAUCCCAAAUGAGUUUGGGAAGAUGGAGAUGGUGCAAGCCAUUGAUAUCUCAAACAAUAAUCUGUCAGGAGGUAUCCCGGUAACAUUUCAGAACUGCAGAAACCUGCAGAGUCUUGAUUUGUCAAGAAAUCAGCUUUCUGGUGGCAUCUCUAACGAAAUAUUCCCUACUCUUGGCGAACUUUCUUAUAUAAAUUUCUCAAGAAAUCAAUUGGAUGGAAAGAUCCCAGAAAGCAUGGCGAAUCUCACACUUCUUACUUCGGUUGAUCUUUCACAAAACAAAUUCAAUGGCACGAUUCCUGAAGACUUUGGCAACAAUGUGGCCUUAAAACGCCUCAAUCUCUCGUUCAAUAACCUUGAAGGACGUGUUCCCGAUAUGGGAAUUUUCAAAAACUCUAGCGCAAUCGGAUUACUUGGAAAUCCGUCUUUGUGUGUUACCAACGAUACCAAGUCAUGCGCCUUCUCAACUCAAUCAAAUCGUUCACAUCAAAUAUCAAGAAAAGCCGUAUUGAUUAUUGCAAUACUCGGAUCUCUAGCGUUGCUUCCUGUACUGUUUUUGGGAAUUUUGUGUUAUCGUCAUGUCCAAAAAUCGAAAGUUAAACAAUCUGAGGAUACAGAACCAGAAUACACCCGACGGGCCACUCUCAAAAGAUUUGACAGAAAAGAACUUGAAGAUGCUACCAAUGGAUUCAGUGAAAGUAAUAUUCUCGGUACAAGCAGUUUAAGCACAGUGUACAAGGGUACACUAACAGAUGGAAGGAUGAUAGCAGUGAAGAAUUUGAAUUUCACUGAGUUUUCAGCAGAAUCUGAUAAGAGCUUCAACAAAGAAAUGAACACAUUAGCAAAAUUGAGGCAUAGAAAUUUAGUGAAAGUUCUUGGUUUUGCAUGGGAGAGUGGAAGACUAAAGGCUGUGGUUCUCGAAUUCAUGGAAAAUGGUAAUCUGGAUACGGUUAUACAUGAUUCUGGGACCGAUCGAUCAAGAUGGGAUCUUUCCGAGAGAGUUGACGUUUUGAUUUCAGUUUCAAGAGGACUUGUUUAUUUACAUUCCGGAUACGAUUUCCCUAUAGUUCACUGUGAUUUAAAGCCUUCUAAUAUACUUUUGGAUGAAAAAUGGGAUGCUCAUGUUAGCGACUUCGGGACAGCUCGGAUUCUGGGAGUUCAUAACCAGGAUGGAAGCAGUGUUUCUUCUGCAUCAGCAUUUCAAGGCACCAUUGGUUACUUGGCACCAGAGUUUGCAUAUAUGAGAAAUGUGACAACAAAAGUGGAUGUAUUUAGCUUUGGAGUAAUAAUUAUGGAAUUUAUCACUAGAAAAAGACCAACAGGACUCCCUGAAGACGAUGGAAUCCAAAUCACUUUGCCACAGUUGAUAGAACAAGCACUUUCAAAAGGAAUGAAUGAGCUGAUUGAAGUUGCAGAUCCUGAUUUGGCUUCCGAUUUUGCCACAAAAUACGGCGUUGUAGAACAGAUUCUUCAGCUGGCUUUAUGCUGCACUCAAACAGAUCCAGAUGAUCGGCCAGACAUGAACGAAAUCUUAUCUUCACUUACAAAGAUCAGCAAGAAAGUGUAGUUAGGGUUUUAAAUUUAACAUUUCAAACCACCAACUCAUAUUCAUCCAAAUGAGUUUUUAAUAACAAGUUUCAUUUCAAGAUUCUUGUACUUUUAUAGUUGUUUGAGAGCAUUCCUUUGAUUUCAACAAUAUGCCAUGAAGAGUAUUUACUUUCCCAA
Helianthus annuus (common sunflower) is the source of this 3769-nucleotide messenger RNA. Its product is annotated as LRR receptor-like serine/threonine-protein kinase FLS2. The coding region runs from base 138 to 3611 and encodes 1157 amino acids. The transcript has 2 exons. Lineage: Eukaryota; Viridiplantae; Streptophyta; Magnoliopsida; Asterales; Asteraceae. Gene Ontology annotation, molecular function: receptor serine/threonine kinase binding; ATP binding; protein kinase activity. Gene Ontology annotation, biological process: protein phosphorylation. The record is from RefSeq and is a predicted model, not a curated record.